CCUUGAGCGCACCAGCGUGCUCUGAUCCAUAGGUGGAAAGCAGAGACAGAUCUUCACAGACAAGAUCACAGAAAUGUCACAAUUACGAGUGGAGAGGAGAGCUGAAAAGAGAGGAUUUUAAGGAAGGCAUCAAAGUCUACAUUAUUAAGGAGGAUUUGAGGAGUCUGCGUUUAUAAUCCGACAUCAGAGGCGGAAUGUGAAUCCAAAUAACUUAUGUUAAUUAGAGAUUUUAACGAAUAUGAUGCGAUUUGAACGGCUCUGAAGCACCGGGAGAAGAAUUUAAGAUUGGCCACUUGAAUUUAAACAUCUGUGGUUUUUUGGAGACCGCCUGUGCUCUCCGUCGACUUUCCCCCUGAACUGAUUUGCAGCCUCUACGUUCAUUUGCGUCUAAAAAGGAGUUGGCUAUCAAAGGUUGCAUCGGACUACUGCGUGUUUGUGCUCACCACACACUGGAGUUAUCAUUGUUUCGGACAGAGGGGAUGAUUUUAGUGCGUCUGUUUUGCAAUGAUUGCCGCGUAAUUUCCCAGGUCCGACUGAGGUCUGCCAGACUUUGUGGAGAAGGAGAAUAUUGUUUGUUGUCAAUGUUUAUCAAAAUCACGGCAGUCUGCAGCGCAACUCAAUACUGUGGAUCGCAAGAAAAUCCAGAGGAGUGACAACUGACAUUCACACGACGAUCCACGAAAGCUCCGGAUCAACUUCAAAACUAAAGCGCACAAGUUUAAGUCUGGAAUAUAAGAAUAGAUGAUUCUCAGAGGACAGAAGACGAAAUACACCUAGGCCUACAAAAUGUUCAAAAGGGGCUGUGGGCUGGAGUUCCUGCUGAUUCUCUGUGGGCUCGAGCUUUCCUGGUCCUGCCCCCGUCACUGUAUCUGCUACACUGCACCCAGCACCGUCUCCUGCCAAGCCCACAACUUCCUGUCGGUCCCUGAAGGCAUUCCUCCUGACAGUGAGCGCAUCUUCUUACAGAACAAUAAGAUCCACCGCUUACUUCGGGGUCACUUCAGCUCCAACACAGUCACUCUUUGGAUAUACUCCAACAACAUCACAUACAUUGAGCCCUCCACCUUCCACGGCUUCACGCUGCUCGAGGAGCUGGAUCUGGGAGACAACCGCCACCUGCGCGCCUUGGCAGAAGACACCUUUCACGGGCUGAAUCGCCUCAAUGCGCUACACCUGUACCGUUGUGGACUCAGUUCACUUCCUAAUAACAUUUUCCAAGGACUCAGAAACCUGCAGUAUCUCUACUUGCAGGAUAAUCAUCUGAAGUUCCUGCAGGAUGACACCUUUGCAGACCUCCACAACCUGAGCCACCUAUUUCUGCAUGGAAACCGUCUGAAGAGCCUCAACCAGAACACCUUCAGAGGCCUUCGGGCUUUGGACCGUCUGCUUCUGCACCAAAAUCAGAUCGAGUGGGUUGAUCGCCUGGCUUUCCAUGACCUGAAACGUCUCACCACCCUCUACCUGUUCAACAACUCCCUGAUACAGCUGUCCGGGCAGUGUCUGGAAACCCUGCCUGCCCUGGAGUACCUGCGCCUCAACGACAACCCCUGGUCAUGUGACUGCAAGGCCCUGGCGCUAUGGGAAUGGUUGAAGCGUUUCCGAGGUUCAACAUCUUCUGUGGGUUGCCAGGCACCGGCUGAUAUGAUUGGGAGAGACCUCAAGGAGCUUCGCAAGGAGGACUUCCCCAACUGCUCACCAACUGUUCCUAAUUCUGAGUCCAGAGCCCAGACUUACAAUUUAUCUGGCACGGUGAACCCGUCUAUAAAUCGUGGCGUAGCAGUGGGCUCUGGGGGGCAGACCCACAUAGUGCACCCCUCGAGGCCUGGUCGUCCUCGGAACUGCACAAAGCCUCGUAAUAGGGUGAGCAAGGGAAAAGGUGACAAUGAGGUUCACCACUCAAAGGAGGUCAUGGCAGACAAGGAGGAUUCCUCCCCAGAUUUCACAGAUGGGGGGAAACAUGACCAUACUUCCCCGGAUGGCACCGUCACACGGAGGAAGCACAAGUGCAUUCCCCGGACCACUGUUCGUCCCCCUAGUGGGGUUCAGCAAGCCAACAAUAGGGCAACCUUAUCCCAGUCCUUACUACAAGUCUACGCCCUCUUGGUGGCCUUGAUAACGACAAAUAUUGACUUCAUUCUCCGUUGACCUACAGAGGGUUUGGCAAACGCUAAUCACAAAAAACACAGCCCUCAGACCCUCUCUUGCUCCUGCACUACAAGGCCUGUGUGUCUUUUAUGUAUGUGUGUGAGUGUGAUUAUAUGUGUAAAUGUUGUGUAGGGAGCUUUACUGUUCAGACAGAAGAAACAGGCAUCAAAGCAUCAAACAUCUACAGUACAACAGAAAGACUCACGGCACAAAAAUUGGAGGGACUGCAAGUCAAAGAAUGAUAAAAGGUUAAUGCAGACAAAGCUUGCACUGCCACUUAUGCCAGUAUGAUUUCAUCUUCAUAUGUCUUGGUAUCUUCUAUAUAUUUUUAGGUCUGUUUUUUCACUUAACUGGAGCUCAAAUAACCAAAAUUUGGUGAGAAGAGAGCAAAGAAGAAGGGGAGAACAGGGCAGUGAGGUAAAACUCAAGUUUGCUAGUUAGCUCUGAGACGGAUAAACUCAAUCUACAAGUGUUCCAUCCAGCUUUAAUUUUCAUUUCACAGUUUGUAAAUUGUUAUCAAGAAGGCACAAAUGGAAAGUCGAUGAGUGACCCUAUAAACAGUUGUCCGCCUUAUUUUGCUCUCAUCCUUUUUGCCAAAUGUAUUUUUCUGUUGCAUCCUUUGCUAACAACAGGUCCAAAACUGGGUGUAAGUGUUUCUUAUGAUGAGAGAGAUCAGGUGUGAGCAUGGCAAUAAAUUGUCAGUCAGUAUCAGACCUUGGAAUGUGCCAUUCUUUCUACAGAAUGGAAGUCUAUAGCCACAGAUGUUUUAAGGUCAUAAGCAGAGUAACCUGUUAGCUCACACACCGUAACAAAUUGUAACAACUACUACUAACUAAAUAAUGCUGUCUUUUUCAGGUACUGUACCAACCUUCUGCCUAUUUAACAGUAUUUCACACUGGUAUUAUUUUUUACAAACAUUACUCUUCUUCCAUCUUCAUUUACACCAUUUAUCUCCUUCUGUGCAACCGAAUAUUAAGCUGCUAAUUGUUUGGAGAUGACAAGGACUGCCAUUUGCUAAUUUCAUUUGCUUGGAAAACAAUGUGUGUCUCUGGGAGAUCAAGCUGUGAAUAUUGAAGAGUCUGUCUAUAUCUUGUGUCAGAUGUUGUUCAUUUGAUUUUUCUAAGACACAAAAUGGACCUACUGAUGGAUCCCUGCUGCAGGGCCAACAGGAGCCUUAGAGGUCGAGGGUCAAACGGGGCUUUCUCAGUUUCCCAGUGAGGUUGUGCUGAACUGAUCCCUCGUCAAUGAGGGCAUCCCUCCCUCACUGAGAAUAUGAGGAACACAUUUUUUUUCUUAAUCACUUAACUUCAAAGGAAUACAAGAACAAGACUCAAGAAAAAAAAUGUGUGUGCAUACCUUAAAUGGCUCAUGUGAUCAAUAAAAGAUAAAAAAAAAAAAAACAUUUUCAAUGGAGCAUGGCAAAACAGGGAUCAUGCAGAGAGCAUUAUGCCUCUUUAUUAACUGAUUGUGAUUGUUCAUGGAUGUGGGGAUCCAAGACCGAGACAAUCGCUUCUGAAGUAACAAAGGGAUGCAGUACAAUACAGAUUGACCGAUGGACAAUUACAGGACAUCUUGCUGUACUUCUGGAGCUUUUGUGACUCCCUAUCUACUGAUAAGAUGGUGUUUGUAUCAAUGAUGUGAACUGUAACAAUGGAGACGAGAGGACUUCUUGCAGUGCUGAUAUUAAUCAUUUACUGUAUUACUAUGAGAAAAACAAUAUCAGUGACAUCAAUGAUGAUAACAGGGUUUUUCACUUCUCCUGUCAGGAGGAGGCUUUCAUUUUUGUUUUCUUUUUUUAAUUUUCUGGUGAUUUGUUUAUUUACAUAUUUUUCAUGUUAUAUUUUUAGAACCUUUAUUUCUUAAUGCACAAUUUGUCACCUCCCUCUCUCUUGUUCUACUGUAUACCUAUUCAUCUUCUUUCUUUGCCAUAAUUCAAUUGUUCAGUAAGUUAUCAUCAAAGAACA
Thunnus maccoyii (southern bluefin tuna) is the source of this 4109-nucleotide messenger RNA. RefSeq names its product reticulon 4 receptor-like 1b (gene rtn4rl1b). Gene Ontology annotation, molecular function: protein binding. Gene Ontology annotation, cellular component: plasma membrane. Lineage: Eukaryota; Metazoa; Chordata; Actinopteri; Scombriformes; Scombridae. The record is from RefSeq and is a predicted model, not a curated record. The transcript is spliced from 3 exons. The coding region runs from base 787 to 2145 and encodes 452 amino acids.